UAAUACAUCGGCACAUUUGAAAUCCAGAAAUAUGAAAUAGUGCAAAUGGAGACUCUGUUAUCUUCUCUGAAAUUCGCAGUGAGAGGUUCGUGGGACACACAACAGAGAAUCCCUUACAACCCCAACGCUCCCAGAAAGCUUAAGAAGAACAUUGUUCCUUCUCCCUCUUCCACUUCCACUGCACCAAUUACGCGUAAGAGGGAAGAUUACAUCUCUAAUCUUCUCAAACGCGCCACUCCUCUCCCCACAAUAGGACAUGUAGAAGUAGAAGAAGAACAAGAUGAAACCUAUUUGGGGUAUGAGAAAUGGCUCCCAACUCCACCCAAAGUGGUGAAGCCUCGUUCCGUCUUUAACGCUGCUACUUUAGCCUAUAUUGGAGAUUGCAUAUACGAGCUCUAUGCUCGUAGGCACUUUUUAUUUCCACCCAUUGGUAUUGAAGAAUACAAUGAUCGUGUCAUGGCAGUUGUGCGUUGUGAGGCUCAAGAUGCAUUGCUGCAGAAACUUCUCGAAAGUAACUUCUUAUCAGAUCAAGAGAGGGAUGUUCUUCGAUGGGGAAAGAACAUAGUUUCCAGCAAAACUAAGACAAAAAGACGUGCUGGUGCAGCUGUGUAUAGCAGAGCAUCUUCACUAGAAACAUUAGUUGGUUAUCUGUAUAUGACAAAUGUGAAUCGCUUGGAAAAGCUAAUGUUAGAGUUGGGAUUCUCGGUUGACUCUUCAGUGCCUUUGAAUGUGGAUGAAAUAAUAACGCGUGAGUUGAACAAUGGAUAAAGAUGAUCAUCAGGCAAUCUUCCACAGGAGGAGGCAAAACAACAUCUGAAGAUUUUGUUCGAUCCAUUAUAUUCUUCUGCAAAGCAUAUAUGACUUCCACUUUUACUUUGGCGGGAGUAUCAGAACCACAUUCGAACAGCAUCUCUUUCCAUGCUAUUGAUCAGAAGCCUUUGAGGUCCUUCAUAACUAUAUUUCUGUUGUACAAUGGUUGUGGCACCAUAGUUUGUUAGCUAUUUAUCUUUUUCAGAGGGGUACAAUCAGAGAUGAUAGAAAUGCAGCGAAACUUUUGGUUCUAUGUGGUAGAUUAGUGUUGGGGUUUGCACACGUUGCUCGAGUUUGGUUGAGUUGGUUGGUUCAUGUGCGAAAUUGGUAGUUGAAUACUAAGGACAUAGCGACUAAGAUAUCUAUUUGUAUUAUUACUUCGGAAUUCUUACCUCUGGUCUUUUAACUAGUCAAGAUACUUCUAUUUAGUUAACAAUAUUAAAUUUAUUAACAAUUUAUCUA
Messenger RNA from Cajanus cajan (pigeon pea), 1272 nucleotides. RefSeq lists its product as uncharacterized. NCBI's taxonomy places the organism in Eukaryota, Viridiplantae, Streptophyta, Magnoliopsida, Fabales, Fabaceae. Gene Ontology annotation, biological process: RNA processing. The record is from RefSeq and is a predicted model, not a curated record. Gene Ontology annotation, molecular function: ribonuclease III activity.